Molecule: messenger RNA, 609 nt
Organism: Mangifera indica (mango)
Lineage: Eukaryota; Viridiplantae; Streptophyta; Magnoliopsida; Sapindales; Anacardiaceae
Product: cytochrome P450 71D10-like
Exons: 2
Coding region: 31-609 (192 amino acids)
Molecular function (GO): iron ion binding; oxidoreductase activity, acting on paired donors, with incorporation or reduction of molecular oxygen; heme binding
Source: RefSeq, a predicted model, not a curated record
AUUUUCAGCGCUGGAAGUGAGACAUCAACAAUGGCUUUACAGUGGGCAAUGACAGAAUUGAUGAGAAACCCAAGGGUAAUGAAAGAAGCACAAGCUGAAGUAAGACGAGUCUUUGAUGGAAAAGGAAAUGUUGAUGAAACUGAAAUUCAGGAAUUGAAGUACUUAAAAUUAGUGCUAAAAGAAACCCUGAGGCUGCGCUUUCCUGUACCUCUUUUACUUCCAAGGGAAUGCAGAGAGAGUUGUGAGAUUAACGGGUACAAGAUUCCUGAGAAAACCAGAGUCAUUGUCAACGGAUGGGCAAUUGGAAGAGAUCCUGGAUACUGGAAUGACGCUGAGACAUUCCAUCCUGAGAGAUUCCUUAACAGCUCAAUUGAUUUCAGGGGGAUGGAUUUCGAAUACAUUCCAUUUGGAGCUGGAAGGAGAAUUUGUCCAGGCUUAACGUUUGCACUACCAAAUAUUGAGCUGCCACUCGCACAACUUCUUUACCAUUUUGAUUGGAAGCUUCCGAAUGGGAUGAAUCCUGAUGAUAUAGACAUAAGUGACGUCUUUGGUAUAACUUUAGGAAUGAAAACAGACUUGAUGCUGAUUCCUAUCACUUAUCGUUCUUAG